Gadus morhua (Atlantic cod) is the source of this 4100-nucleotide messenger RNA. RefSeq names its product unk zinc finger (gene unk). The transcript has 16 exons. The record is from RefSeq and is a predicted model, not a curated record. Gene Ontology annotation, molecular function: mRNA CDS binding; metal ion binding. Gene Ontology annotation, biological process: cell morphogenesis involved in neuron differentiation. NCBI's taxonomy places the organism in Eukaryota, Metazoa, Chordata, Actinopteri, Gadiformes, Gadidae. Bases 533 to 3022 code for a protein of 829 amino acids.
AAACUAAUAAAACCACAGAAUCAUUAAUAAUUAUCCCCUCCCUGGACGAUAGAUGACGUCUACCGCCACCGAUCACAACAAACAUCGACCGAAACAAAACCAUCACAAAGGCGCUUGCGCGGGGAGACGCACGUCCAGAGGGGGCGGCUGAGGCUCCAUGUGACUGGUCCAGAACCGACUAAAAACAACAAGAAGGAGACGAAGAUUUAUCGCAAUCCGAACUGCUUUGGCCCGUUUAUUCUGACAAAGCCAUGGAAUUGUUGGAAAAUUUUAACCUCAGAGUUCACUAUAUAGAAAUGUCCUGCGUAUGUAGUUUCUACCCGCCGUAAUGUGCGCUGUACAACACUAGCGUGUGCGUGUUUGUGUGUGUGCGUGCGGGACUCCACGCAACACACAUUUCCCCCUUGCGUCCACUUCCCCCUUUGUUUGCACGCAUGCGCAGUUCAUUCCAGAAUGCGGAUUUGGGAGCUAACACAGUAUAGCCACAGCAAGCUAAAAACAAGAUCGUGGAUACGAGGCCUGACGCGGGGAAAUGUCUAAAAGUCACCCGCAGCCGCCGUCGUCGUGCCCAGGGUGCCCGACCGCCGCAGCGGCCCCAUCCUCCGUCUCCUCCUCCCCCGCGGGGGGCUCCACGUCUCCCGCCAACGGGCUGAACGUCCAGCCCGAGAAACCUCAGCAUUACACGUACCUGAAGGAGUUCCGGACCGAGCAGUGCCCGCUGUUUGUUCAGCACAAAUGCACCCAGCACCGGCCUUUCGCCUGCUUCCACUGGCACUUCCUGAACCAGCGGCGGCGCAGACCCAUCCGCAGACGGGACGGGACGUUCAACUACAGCCCCGAUGUGUACUGCACCAAAUACGACGAGGGGACGGGCAGCUGUCCCGAAGGGGACGAGUGUGCGUUCCUGCACCGCACGGCCGGGGACACUGAGCGGCGCUACCACCUGCGCUACUACAAGACGGGGUCCUGCAUCCACGAGACGGACGGCAAGGGCCACUGCUCCAAGAACGGCUCGCACUGCGCCUUCGCCCACGGCUCGCAUGACCUACGCAGCCCCGUGUUCGACAUCCGGGAGGUGCAGGUGAUCGAGUCCCAGGGGGGGCCCGGGGUCCCGGAGGGGGGUGGGGGUGGCGGCGGCGGCGGGGACGGCCAAUCAGGGCAGGCCGCCAGCACGGCCCUCAUAGAGAAGAUCUUGAGUGAGGAGCCGCGGUGGCAAGGCAACGCCUACGUCCUCUCCCACUACAAGACGGAGCUCUGCAAGAAACCGCCACGCCUCUGUCGCCAAGGUUACGCCUGCCCGUACUACCACAACAGCAAAGACCGCCGCCGCAGCCCACACAAACACAAGUACAGAGCCCUUCCGUGCCCGGCGGUGAAGCACAGCGAGGAGUGGGGGGACCCCAGUAAAUGUGAAGGGGCCGAGGGAUGCCAGUACUGUCACACACGCACCGAGCAACAGUUCCACCCAGAGAUCUAUAAGUCCACCAAGUGCAACGACAUGCAGCAGAGCGGCAGCUGUCCCCGCGGGCCCUUCUGUGCCUUCGCUCACAUCGAAAAGCCCUUCGUCCCCGACACGGAGCCCCUGUUCCCCGGCCCUGGCUCCCCGCUGCCCCCCCGGCUCCCGGAGCCCCACCACGUGGCCCCGGACCCCCUCCCCGCGGGCAGCCCCAUCCUGGGUCCGGGGGGGCCCCUGGGGCACCGGGGGGACCCGGGGCACGCCCCCAGCUGCCUGGGACUGGCCUUCUCGCCCGGCACGGGGGGGCGGGGCAUGGCGGAGCAGGGGCUGCUGGGAAGAGUGAUGGCGUUCUGCGAGGAGGCGUCAGGAGGGGGCGGCGGCGGGGGGGGGCCCACGGGGGAGCCGCUCUCCCCCUGGGGGCGGGAGGGGGGGUACGGCCGCGCCCCGGGGUUCGAGAGGGAAGACCAGGCGAAGCAGAUGCAAAGGAGUUUUGUGCUGGAGCAGCGGAACAAACAGGACCUCCUGGUGUUCCUGCCGGUCGGCAGCCCCCUGAGCCUGUCCUCCAGCAUGCCCUCCAGCCUGGCGGCCACCCCGCCCAGCCCCGCCUCCCUGGGGGCCGGCCUCUGCUCGGGCAUGAACGCCAACGCCCGGCCCUUCUACCCCCCCAGCGACACGGUGGAGUCGGUGGUCGAGUCUGCGCUGGACGAUCUGGACCUGAACGACUUCGGCGUGUCGGCGCUGGAGAGAAGCCUCGACUGCAGCUCCAACCUGCCCAGCGGGGGGGUGAUGCUCGGAGGCAGCCAUCUGCAGAGCUCCGCCCCCGUCAACAUCCCAGGGUCCCUCAGCAGCUCCGCCCCCUUCAGCUCGCCAUCGCCCUCUCCACCAGUCAGAACGCACACCUCGCCCUUCUUCUCCUCACACCUGUCGCAGCUCGGCCAAUCGGAAAGCGGCUACAUGGGCCAAUCCCACGGCUCUCUAGGUCUGAACGGGAUGAGCAGCAGCAUCUGGGAGCACUUCCCGUCGGGACAGGGCUCCCCCGGGACCCCCCCCGCCGCCCAGACGGCCGAGAUGAGCCGGCUACGGCAAGAGCUGGAGGACACACAGCGCACCCUCAAGUCCUGGGACCACAGCUGGAGGCACACCGCUCAGACCUGGGCGGCGCUUAAGGCAGACGCGGAGGACUCGCGGGCCCGCGCCUCGCGCAUCGCCAUGGAGACGGAGCGGGGGCUGCAGGCGGAGGAGGAGGUGCAGCGGCAGACCUCCCUCCUGCGGGAGGCGCUGGAGAGCCUGCGGAGCGGGGAGGACCCCCACCUGGCCGUCCACCAGCUGCAGCUGCUGCAGCGCCUUCCCCUGGAGCCCGCCCUCAGCCUGCAGGCCCAGCUGGGGAGCUGCCUGCACACCGUGGAGCAGGCGCUGUUCCGGCGGCAGCGGCCGUGCUGCGUGUCAUGCGGCGGCCCCGGAGCAGUCCCCCUGCCCUGCGCUCACGGCCUCCAGUGUGACGGCUGCUCGGGCUCCGCCCCGUGCCCGCUGUGCCCCAAACAGAGCCCGGACCAGCAGCUCUCCUGACCACCUGCAGGGGGCGCUGGUCCCGGAGCAGUCCGUCCUGAUUCAACAGCGGGACCAGCAAACUAACUCUGUUUUCCUUUUUUUUAUUUUUAGCCUUGAAACCAAAAUGUUUAUUUUUUUUUAUUUUGGGUAAAACCAAAACGACGACUUGCCUGAAAGAGCGAAAACUCUGAAAGGAGAACCUCUGGGGCGAAGGAGUGUCGGAACAAAGGCCCUUGUUAUGCACUUCGCUCUUCUCAUUGGCUCACGCCAGCGUCAGGGGAUGUUUCAGCCAAUCAGGAACGGCUUCAGAGUCAGAAUCAUUUCUCGGACGUGGUUCCGAUCCCAGAGGUUUUUAGUGAUCAAUAACUCUUGUAAUCAAUCACUCCAAUUAGUAUUCAGUGCAGCAUGGAUGGAGAGCGAGUCGAUAUAUUAUGACCGCUCGGGAGCCACGCCCCCUCUGCAUCUCUACCGCUUCUCUAGAAAACGAGGGUAGAAAAGGGAUCCAUCGACCCUAUUGGCCAGCCACACUGUCACUCACCAGAUAUGCACCCAUAGAGACGCUGAUCCCGCCUCAUCUUCCACAACGUCAGAAAGGGUCGCUGAAACGGAGUGCCGAAGGAUAUCGCUAUGGAUACCGCUAAGCCUCAGAAGGCCAUCCCAUAAUUGCUACAACCAAACGGGGGGAAGGGGGGGCGCAGUUACCAGACAGCUGGUAGGAAUACUGUGGAAUAGCAGAAGCUAAAUGUUAGCAAGCGUUAAGAACAACAGUUAAGUGUUGUUGGGCUCUUUUAAGGGGCUCUGGGGACUCUCAGGGUUGGUUCUGUGUGUUUCCACGACGACCGGGAGCAGGAGGGCAACUUGACACAAUCAACACAAAUGUACUCAAGUCAACUCGUGUAGUCUUUUGAAAUUACAUCUAUAUUUUUUCAUAUCUUUGGUCUGGAGAGCCUGGUCACAUGACCGGACCGUUAGACUUUCUAAAUCGAUGGCGCGCCAUUUUGUCGGCCAUGUUGUUUUGUUUGUUUUUAGUUGUUUUUUUUUACAUUUGUAGUAAUCUCUCAAAUAUUACCAUAUAUCAGAAAAAGUCCAUUAAAAA